CCGACAUUGAUGGGAAGUGUGCCAGCCUUCACCCUCACCUUCUUUCCAUUGCGCAGCCUGUUAGUCAUCGAUUCCAUGGCCUCCAUCGGCCUCGUCUUCUUUAUGUUCAUCGUCGGCGUUGAGAUCGAUCCAGACGUCGUGCGCCGCGUCGGCCGCCGUUCCACCCUCCUCACCAUUGUAUGCCUCAUCGGCCCUGUCCUCAUCGGCGUGCUCGCCGGCAUCAUACUCCACAGCCGCAUCCAAGACGGGACCCAGCGAGGCGCGUUCGUCACUUUCCUCUGCGGCAUCCUCUGCGUCUCCUCCUUCUCCAUGCUAGCCAGAACCCUCGCCGAUAUCAAACUGAUCGCUUCCGAUAUUGGGCGGCUCGUGCUCUCAUCAGCGAUGAUAACGAACGGGUUGGCUUGGGUGCUUAUGGUGUUUUCCACCGCGCUGGCACAGAGCAAAGGGAAAGCCCUUUCAGCUAUAUGGUCGGUGAUCUCUGGCGGGGUGUUUAGCGUCGUGGUUUACAUGGCUGUGAGGAGAGCUGCGAGGUGGGUGCAGAAGAGAACGCCGGAGGGAGAGGAGGUGGCAGAGCUGCACGUGUGCGUGAUUCUGGUUGGGGUGAUGGUGGCGGCGUUUGCGGCGGAUGCGAUUGGGACUCACGCCAUCUUUGGGGCGUUUGUGUAUGGGUUGGCUGUGCCUAAUGGACCGCUAGGCGAGCUGCUUAUUGAGAAGAUUGGGGAUUUCAUUGAAGGAUUGCUCCUUCCACUUUUCUUUGCGGUUAGUGGAUUCAGGACUAACCUUUACAGCAUUGUGGACGCCGGCGCGGUGUUUUUGUUGCUAAUAGUUGUGAUCGGAGCGGCUAUCACGAAGGUCACCGGUUCCGUGCUCGCAGCGUUUUAUAUGGAGAUGCCGUUUCACGACGGAAUCUCGCUGGGAUUGCUUAUGAACACGAAAGGGAUUGUUGAACUCAUAUUGCUCAAUAUUGGCUGGGACAAAAUGGUGCUGCGAGAUCAAACAUUCACGAUCUUGGUGAUAAUCUCCGUAAUAAGCACCACCUUGAUCACUCCUCUCAUAAACGUGGCCGCGAAGCCUUCCCGCCGCUACGUCGCCUACAAACGCCGCACUAUCCGGUGGUGGAAUCCAGAAUCCGAACUCCGAAUGCUAAUCUGCGCCCACUCCUCCCGCGAAGUCCCCUCCCUCAUCUCCCUCCUCGACAUCUCCCACCCCACCAAACGCUCUCCUUUCUUCGUCUACGCCCUCUACCUCGUCGAGCUCACCGGCCGCGCCUCCACCCUUUUCGUCGUCAACACCAACUCCUCCUCCUCCUCCUCCCUCGAAUCCCACCGCGCCGCUCCCAACGCCGGCGGCGCCGGCUUCAUCCGCCACCAAUCCGAAUCCGAACACAUCUCCCACGCCUUUGAAUCCUACGAGCAACACGCCGGCGGCGUCUCUGUUCAAUCCCUCACUGCUUUCUCCCAAUACCCUUCUAUGCACGAGGACGUCAUCGCCCUCUCCGAGGACAAGCACUGCGCCCUCAUUAUCCUCCCUUUCCAUAAGCAUCAGACCAUCGACGGCACUAUGGAGGUGACCCACCCAGCCAUCCGCUGCCUUAACAAGAACGUCCUCGCCGGCGCGUCGUGCUCUGUUGGCAUCCUCAUCGACCGCAGCCUCGCUGGAACUGGAGCCCGCGCGCAGCGCUACGCUGUAGCGCUCCUGUUCUUCGGCGGCGCAGACGACCGUGAGGCGCUCGCAUACGCCGACCGUCUGGCGACCCAUCCCGGCGUGGCCCUCACCGUCGUGCGCUUCCUCCCCUGUAUUGGCGCCGGCGGAUCACGACGACGGCAGGAUAGAGUGGUGGAUGUGGCGGGGGAGAACGACGACGAGUGUUUGGCGCAGUUUCAGGCGAAUGGUGGUGGAGAGGCGGAGUAUGUGGAGAGGAUGGUGGGAAAUGCGGAGGAGACUGUGGCGAUGCUGAGGGAGAUGGAAGGGCGUUAUGAUUUAUAUAUUGUUGGGAUUGGAGAAGGGAUGGCGUCGCCGCUGACGGCGGGGCUGACGGAGUGGAGUGAGUGUGAGGAACUUGGGCCGAUUGGGGAUUUGCUGGCAUCGCCGGAUUUCGGGUCGAGGGCGUCGGUGCUGGUGCUGCAGCGGGGGAAGUAUAGGGAAGGAUCAGAGGAAAUAGAGAUGAGCGGAGGCGCGGUGGUGUUGCCGAUGCCGGCGGGGUCAGGGAAGUAGGCGCAGGCGUACGAGGAGAACACCAAGGCAAGGGGAAGGAUUGUGAUUGGCUCUGCUAGUUAGGUGGUGAAAUUAAAAGGCGAAUGCAGAUUUUUAAGUAAGAAGCUUUUUGCCUUUUUCAAUUACUAGUAUAAAUGCACCAUAAAAUUUUAUAAAAUAAAAAUAAUUUCAUAAAAUUACAAUAAACUCAUGUCAUAUUAUAUAGCUAUAUUAAAUUUAUACGUAUUUAUAGUUUAAGUAAUUUAUGAAUAGAAAUUUAUAGUUUAAGUCUUAGCAUUGUAUGAAAAUUCAUAAC
Messenger RNA from Dendrobium catenatum, 2509 nucleotides. RefSeq names its product cation/H(+) antiporter 15-like. Gene Ontology annotation, molecular function: antiporter activity. Gene Ontology annotation, biological process: proton transmembrane transport; regulation of pH. Lineage: Eukaryota; Viridiplantae; Streptophyta; Magnoliopsida; Asparagales; Orchidaceae. The transcript has 2 exons. The coding region runs from base 10 to 2214 and encodes 734 amino acids. The record is from RefSeq and is a predicted model, not a curated record. Gene Ontology annotation, cellular component: membrane; endomembrane system.